UGUGGACGAGGGCGUACACGGGCGCUCUCCGCGUGCUCCAGAAGCGCCUCUGUCACUGGUAACCGGAACCGCUGCCCCUGUGCACCUCAGGGCGAGGCCAGACCGAGAUUUUUAGUAAAGGUGUGAUAAGUGAUACAUUAGACAGGACAGUAACUUAUUAGCAAAACAGAAAAUUAUCAGUAUUAAAGAAGUGCUCGUAAUUGGAAUAGAAAUUUUAAAGGAACUUUCACAUAUCUCAUGAAGUGACGGUAGUUCACUCUUCACCAAAAUGUCUGCAGAUGAAGAGCACAAAGAUGCCUCCAAAUACAGGACUAGUCUUCCUGCGGAGCAGUUCCAGCGCAACGAUUUCUCCCUCUGGUCGGUGCUAAAGCAAUGCAUCGGCAAGGAGCUCUCCAAGAUCACCAUGCCCGUGGUCUUCAACGAGCCCCUCUCCUUCCUCCAGCGGAUGGCGGAGUACAUGGAGUAUGCCUGGCUCCUGGAGAAGGCGGACCAGGCGCAGGACCCCGUCACGAGGAUGCAGUACGUGACAGCGUUCGCCGUGAGCGGCCUGGCCUCGAACUGGGAGCGAGUUGGGAAGCCCUUCAACCCGCUCCUUGGCGAGACCUAUGAACUGCAGCGGGACAACUACAGGAUAGUGUGCGAGCAGGUGUCCCACCACCCGCCCGUCUCCGCCUUCUACGCCGACUCCGAGAACUGGAACUUCCACGGCUCCAUCCACCCGAAGCUCAAGUUCUGGGGCAAGAGCGUCGAGAUCCAGCCCAAGGGGGUCCUCACCGUCGAGCUGCCCAACCACGGCGAGGCCUACACCUGGAGCAACGUAAACUGCUGCGUCCAUAACAUCAUUGUGGGGAAGCUUUGGAUUGAGCAGUAUGGCACCAUGGAAAUCACGAACCAUGCAACGGGUCACAAGUCCGUCCUGACGUUCAAGACAGCGGGCUGGUUCUCCAAGGACUUGCACAGGAUAGAAGGCUUCAUUAUGGACAAGAAGAAGAAAAAGUUGACCUUCAUGUAUGGCAAGUGGACUGACUUCCUCCGUGCUACGGACAUCGGAUCCUACGAGGAAUAUAUGAAGACGAAUCCACAUAAAUUCAGGAGAAAUGACAAGAAGAAGAGCGACGAGGGCACGGGGAGCGCCAGCCCCGCCCACGCCCCGAGGAAGGUGUUCAAGAAGCUCAACUCCAUCACGUCCUCCUUCAAGAUGAGCGCCGACGUCGAUGACGGCGACCCCCCCGAGGAGCCGGAGGAGGGCUCCUACCCGCGCACCGACUCCACCUACAGCAUCGACAUCCCUAACUCGGCGAUUCUGUGGGAGGCCGACCCGCGCCCGGAAAACUCUCCUCAGUUCUACCACUUCACACUGUUCGCGAUGUCUCUGAAUGAUAUGACGGAAGAAUUGAAGAGAUCUCUCAGCUCGACCGACUGCAGAUUGCGGCCGGAUAUCCGUCUCCUGGAGAACGGCGACAUCGACGGCGCAGCCAACGAGAAGAACCGCCUGGAGGAGAAGCAGAGGGAAGCGCGGAAGGCCAGGAAGAAAGGCAAGGAAGACUGGAAGCCAAGAUGGUUCGAGCAGGGAGCCAACCCGUUCACGCGCCUCGACGACUGGCUCUACUCCGGCGGGUACUGGGACCGCAACUACGAAGACGCCGUUGAUAUCUUCUAAGCUGCCGGUGAUGCACGGACAGAGGGAACCGCUCGGCGUUGGCAUAGUCGCUGGUCGUUCGUUUCAGCUUGAUUUUCUCAAUGCCCUUCAGCGCCUGGCAUUCUUAGCCUUCAAGCUUUCAUCCAGGAAUCAUUUUGUAUGAAAUGAAAAGCCGGUUUUCUUAAACUACGUCGUGACAUUUCUGGGA
This is a messenger RNA of Penaeus indicus, 1847 nucleotides long. RefSeq names its product oxysterol-binding protein-related protein 1-like. The record is from RefSeq and is a predicted model, not a curated record. Gene Ontology annotation, cellular component: cytosol; intracellular membrane-bounded organelle; perinuclear endoplasmic reticulum. The transcript has 13 exons. Gene Ontology annotation, molecular function: sterol binding. The coding region runs from base 269 to 1660 and encodes 463 amino acids. Lineage: Eukaryota; Metazoa; Arthropoda; Malacostraca; Decapoda; Penaeidae.